GAUGAUGAGGUUUCUAAGGAUGGAGUGGGCAUUCAAUUUAAACCCUACAUGACAUCAUUUCAUUUCAACAAUAUUCAAAACUAAGCCUUUUGUGUCUCUUAAUAUCUUGUCAAAUGUUGUCUUUCUCCUUUCUUUUCUAUACUGAUCACUUCCCAAAUACUGUUCCAAAAAUCUCACUCUGCCCUUUGAACCAAUCAAGAUAACUCUUCAAAAUAUAGAUUUUUUGCAAUAGUUAUCUGAUAUAGGGUAGACCAAGAAAAGGGAAGGAGAGGUAAAAAUCAAACCCAGAUACAUGUUUCAACUGAGAUAAGAUUCGGUUCUCGCAAUAGCUUCUAAUGUAAAAAAGUGAGGGGCUUAGUGUAUUUUGGAAUAAUAUAUUGAUGAGGGUUAUGUUGGGGAAAAUUCAAUGCUCUUUCAUAUGCUUCUGCAAACCCUCUUCUCAAAUAUACACACCAAGGCCUUUUAGAUUGGAAAACACCCCACAAACAACGGAACAGAUCCAGACUCAGACCCAGACUCAGACCCAGACCCAGACCCAGACCCAGACGCAAACUCAGACUGUAACAAAUGAAUCAUGUAUGUCUGAGUAUGAUGCAACAGAAGUCAAUGAAAGUGAGGAUGGCAUUGGCAUUACCAACCACAACCAGAAUCCUGGUUGCCUUCAAAGCUGUCUGACAAAAUCAUCCUCACAGAAAUCAGAACCUGCAACAUGUGUAACUACAUCUAACACUGCAAGUGCACAAAAAAAGAAAGUUCAAUGGUUGGAUUUCUUAGGUAAGGAGCUUGCUCAGAUCAGGGAAUUUGAGUCCAGUGAACCGGAAGAAACAGAAUAUGAAAAUGUAAAGAGCAGAGGAUGUGUGUGUAGUAUACUAUGAUUGAGACGGUUGAUCCAUCUCUUCUACCAAAGGCGAAUUCAAAUUAUAUGGCAAACCGAACACUUAUCACUACA
Messenger RNA from Amaranthus tricolor (Joseph's coat), 949 nucleotides. RefSeq lists its product as uncharacterized. The transcript is spliced from 2 exons. The record is from RefSeq and is a predicted model, not a curated record. Lineage: Eukaryota; Viridiplantae; Streptophyta; Magnoliopsida; Caryophyllales; Amaranthaceae. Bases 381 to 875 code for a protein of 164 amino acids.